AUGCCUGUGAUCUGUGCAGCUUACGGAUGCAAUAGUCAGCUUGUCAAGGGAGGUGGAAUUUCUUUCUUUGCCUUUCCAAAAGAUGCGACCACGAGGAAAGUCUGGCUUCAUUAUUGCAAGAGGGACUUCGAUCUCAAGUACCACCACAAACUGUGCAGUAAGCAUUUCUCCAAAUGCAUGUUUGAUCGAGACCCAGAGAAGUUGGCGAGCCUGGGCUAUGAAAAUGCAGUAGCACGGCUAACAACAGGUGCUGUACCGGACAUUCCCCUGUCAAUUGAGAUAUCGAGUCCUUUGUCUGAAGUACCGAAACAACAACAACAACAGUCUGUUCGACCUGUCAGCACACCCCACAGAAAAGCUUUCACAAAACGUAACAGGAAGAGGGCACUGGAUGAACUCCUGGAGGAAUUCGAAAAAGACAAGGAAAAUGCUGAUCCUGAGACAUCUGGAGAAAAUAGCCAUUUACCUUCUGAAGCUGAAAGCUUUCAAGUGAUGACAGAGAAGGUUGUUAUAGAAGCACCUGUAACUAGAUCAGUGGCAACCCAAAUUGGAAAGGCACCCUUGAAGACAAUAUCUAAGAGGUGA
Messenger RNA from Liolophura sinensis, 585 nucleotides. RefSeq names its product 52 kDa repressor of the inhibitor of the protein kinase-like. The record is from RefSeq and is a predicted model, not a curated record. NCBI's taxonomy places the organism in Eukaryota, Metazoa, Mollusca, Polyplacophora, Chitonida, Chitonidae. The transcript is spliced from 2 exons. Bases 1 to 585 code for a protein of 194 amino acids. Gene Ontology annotation, molecular function: sequence-specific DNA binding.